This is a messenger RNA of Carlito syrichta (Philippine tarsier), 4340 nucleotides long. It is a transcript of the gene BPNT2, whose product is annotated as inositol monophosphatase domain containing 1. Gene Ontology annotation, cellular component: endomembrane system. NCBI's taxonomy places the organism in Eukaryota, Metazoa, Chordata, Mammalia, Primates, Tarsiidae. The coding region runs from base 1 to 699 and encodes 232 amino acids. Gene Ontology annotation, molecular function: 3'-nucleotidase activity. The record is from RefSeq and is a predicted model, not a curated record. Gene Ontology annotation, biological process: skeletal system development; phosphatidylinositol phosphate biosynthetic process. The transcript is spliced from 4 exons.
AUGCAGAUAAAUACUGAGGAACACGUGGAUACAACUGAUCAGGAAGUUAUCUUCUGGGAUCAUAAGAUUCCUGAGGAUAUCCUGAAGGAAGUAACUGCUCCUAAAGAGGUAUCAGCAGAAAGUGUUACUGUUUGGAUUGACCCACUUGAUGCUACACAGGAAUAUACAGAGGAUCUUCGAAAGUAUGUCACUACUAUGGUGUGUGUGGCUGUAAAUGGUAAACCUGUUCUGGGAGUUAUACAUAAGCCAUUUUCUGAAUAUACAGCUUGGGCAAUGGUAGAUGGUGGUUCAAACGUGAAAGCCCGCUCUUCCUACAAUGAAAAGACCCCAAGGAUCGUUGUGUCUCGUUCCCAUUCAGGGAUGGUCAAACAGGUUGCUCUUCAGACUUUUGGAAACCAAACUACAAUUAUCCCCGCUGGUGGUGCUGGUUAUAAAGUUUUAGCACUCUUGGAUGUGCCUGAUAAGAGUCAAGAAAAAGCCGAUCUAUAUAUCCAUGUGACAUACAUCAAAAAGUGGGAUAUAUGUGCUGGCAAUGCCAUUUUAAAAGCCCUUGGGGGGCAUAUGACCACCCUGAGCGGUGAAGAGAUCAGUUACACCGGUUCUGAUGGCAUUGAAGGUGGACUCCUUGCUAGCAUUAGAAUGAACCACCAGGCUCUGGUCAGAAAACUCCCGGAUCUAGAAAAGACAGGACAUAAAUAAGCAUAACUGAUUACAGGGUGCAACUCUUCCAGAGCUGAGAUGGUUACCCUGAAAUCCUGGAAGCUCAGAGGAUUAGUGGAGACUAUGCAUGGUUAAGGCCAUCUCAAACUUUUUAAAGUAUUUAUGAAGCAAAAGAGACUUAUUUUCCCUGUGAUAGGAUGCAAGGUCAGGGAAAAUAGGUUGCUUCGUGUCUCAAGUAUUGUCUUUAUUUUUGAGACUAUUUUCGUACAGUUGUCAUACACAAAGCGCAUAUAUAUAUUUGUGAAUUAAAAUCUGUAGCUGAGUCUCCAUUGUUAUGAGUCACCAUUUUCACACAACAUCGUGAAUCAUCACUAUUUGUUAGUACUUUCAUAUAGAAUUGGGCUGAAGGAAAGAUUGAUUUUGUGUAGAUGUUUAAUACAGUUUUACAAUUAUUUCUCAUUGAAAAUAAGUAAUUGGGAAUUUUUACCCCCUCAUUUGGAUGGAAAGCACAAAAAGCCACACAUUCAUUAAUAUGCAACAAAUGUUUUAUUUAUGUUACUGAAUAUUUCAACGGAUUAAAAUAGAAAAAGCAUAAUUGAUUUUUUUCCUUGAAAUAAGUUCUCUAGCUGGUAGAAAAUAUAGAUAUAUGAUGGCUUGCUUUGUAAUCAUGAUUUCUGUAUGUGUGUGUGCUGUUUUGUUUUUAUAAAGAAAGUAUAUUUGUUCCAUGGGUUUAAUAUUUCUGCCAUCUUGCUGUUGAUUUUCAUUUUCCAUAUGGAAGAUGCAUGGUUCAUCCUUUUCCUUUUGACCAACACUCAGUUUUUAACUUGUAAGGUUUGGUUUAAGGUUUCAGGUUUAGCACCAUCAUUUUGGUACAUUUUCUCAUUAGGGAUGAAUAUGCUGUAAGGCACUAUAAGACUAUAAAUGAUUCUAUUACAAUUGAAAGUUACCUGACAUUGUAUGAAUUGAACUAGCUUUUGUUAUUUUCAAAAACUUUGUUUUAGCAGUUUUUUAAAAAAUUUGCCAGGUUUGUAUAUAGAAGAUUCCCUCAUUAUCAAGAAUGAGUAUGGUUGCUUUUGCCAUGGUUGCUUUUACUAUUAAUAAAUGUAUCUAACCUAGCCAGACUCUCAAAGUGGUAACUUUUGAGAUACUCUAGUUUCCCUUCAGAUUAAAAUAAUGAAAGUUGAAGUUACUUUUUGCUGAAAUUUUUUUUCUUUUCAAUCGGCAGAAUCUUGUUGGAAAAGUGUUGUGACAUGUUCAUUGUGCAGCCAUCACUAGAACUUGCUUUAUGAACUUUUCAUUGGGAUGUGCAGUUUCCUCAGUGUGAUAUCUGGAAUCUUCGUGUAAACGAUACGUUUAUUUCAUGUGACUUCAGUGCCCUUAUAAUUCUGUAACACACUGAUAAGGAGAGGGUUUUCUCAUAGUUGCUCUCCUUUUCCAAAUUUUUAAACCUAAAUCAGCUUUUUAUUUUUCUAUCUUGUAGUUAAAACCUACCAAAGAAUGUGCAUUCUAGCCUAGUUGGAAUGAGCAUGCUUUUGGUUUGAAUGUUACAUUGUCCAAAGCCCUUCAAGUUUUCUUUAGUAAAUUGAAUCUAGUGUGAUGCAAGUGUGUUCACCCCAUCUGCAGCAACUGGUCACAGAUUUGAUAAGGUGGUGGGCCUUAUUAGGGAGGCCUUUGUUGAAUGAAAAUUCAUUUAAAGUUUUAGUGGUUGGAGCACUUGAUGUUUAAAUAGAACCUGAAAAUUUUGAAAAGAAUAUUAGAGACUAAUCUUUUUACUUUGCAAUAAGAUGAAGAAGUUUUUUUUUCCCUUUGGAGAGAUAGCAAAGGCAUAUGCGGUUUCCCAAGUCCGAUGGUAUAAGAAUUAGUUUUAACAGUAGUACUUCAAAGUUAGGGAAAUGGGACUAGCAAGUUGAAAACAAUUUAAUUGGAUUUUUUCAAUAUUAUAUGGAAACUUUAUGGUUUAAUGGAAACAAAGCUAGUUCAUGUUAGCAAGCAUGAUUGUCUUUAUUUUUAAUUUCAUUAAUCUACAUGUAGAUAAUGAUUUUGUGAAGGAUGUGUGUUGUAUGCCAAACUUGAGAUACUGCCUGAGGGUUAAAUACAUUAUUUUUAUGAUUUAUUGGAUGUAGUCUAGUUACUAAUGGUUUUUCCGUACUUUUAUGGAAAGUUCACUUUUAAAAUUUUUGUUUCUUGAAGGUAAUAUUGCAGAACUGGAAUAAGUACAAGGAACAGUAUUUAUUUGUGUGCGAUAGUAUUUGCCAGAGUAUACCAGUAAAACCCCUUUAUGAAUGAGACAUGUAGCAUCGCCCAGAAUUAAAUUAUUCCUAAAAAGUAGCAAAAUAACUAAGUACAGUUUACUUUUAGUGGCCCACACUUCCUCAACUCCUGGUCUUCCCUUUCUUCACUUCUGUCCUUAUCAGAGUAUCAUUUUUCCUUAAAAUGUGAGUUUUAAGCAUCACAUGUAGUGGAAGCAGUGACAUCAGUCAUCUCGGUAUCCAUCAGCUGCCUCCUCUUCAUCUCCUCCUACCUGUUAACUGUUUGCAUUUAUUUGCCCAUUAAGGUUCUCCUUUUAUCUCUCCUUCUCUUUCUUAGCCAGAAAACUAUCCCUACAAUGCUCACCCCCAAAUGAUUUUAUAUAUGCAUUUUUCUCGAGAUUGGCUGCUCUUGUUUUCUGUAGAACUGAGGCUUUGGUAAAGUUCCCAGUGAGGGAGAUGGACCUGGUGGAGGACUGGUUGACUCACUUUUCAAAGACUCCUCAGAAGCUCUAGGAAAAUCACCUUCAAAAUGAAAGAUGUUUACAUUGUCAACCUAAUCCAACACUUUAUGUUUUUACAAAGCACUUCUUCCAACCCACUGCUCAAGACUCCUAAGUGUGGAAAAUAUGAAAGAGUUGGGUUGUUGAUAACCCUGCUUGAGGAAACUAGGCUUUACUGUCAGUUUUCAUACUUGUAUUCCCCAUUCAAUUGAAUUUAUAAGGACCUGCAAGAUGGUUGUGUUUGUCUUAGGUGUGUGAAUGUUCCUUUUUCUCAGAUUUAGUGUGUCUUUCUUGAUUUGAAAUCAGUAAUAUCAGUGAAUUGUUUAUGGCCGUAUAAUGAAGUAACAAAAGCAUUUUACGUUUUAAUUAACAGUUGUGUGAAUUCUUCCUGUUUUGGGGUGCUCCCUUUGAGUAUUUUGCAAAUUGCAGCAGAGGUGGGGGGGAGGCAGUGGGUAAGAAGGGAGUGGGACAGAAGACAGAGGGAGCUCAAGGGAGUGGUGAGGGGGCGGGUGCAAAGCAAACAUCUGCCCUGACCCCCAGGAUCAGGAACUCUGCCCUUGUCUCAGAUGUUGAGUGUAAAUUGGGUUUGUUCAGGCUUUGAAAGUGUCAGCUGUCUCUGAUAGCCCAGGCAUAAGUUAAAAGAAAGGCGGUGUGCCCUGCAUAAAAGAAAAUAUCUAGCUUUCCUCUCUUGGAUUACACCUUGAAGAUGGCCUUCUGGAGACAGGUUAAAACAGGAACUGUUGGGAUUAUUCUAGCUGCAACUGCCUAUCUAGGGUAUGUGUUGAUUAGUCCUAGAUAGGAAAAAAUGAUUUUUCAUUUUAAAUCUUGGUUGAAUUUAAGAUGUAUUUGAUUAUAUGCCUACAAAAAGUCUGUCUGGUAACUGUUGUAGAAAAUAAACCUAAUCUGUGGUUUUAUUUUUACCUUAAAAAAA